This is a messenger RNA of Microthlaspi erraticum, 282 nucleotides long. The record is from the annotation of a GenBank genome assembly. Lineage: Eukaryota; Viridiplantae; Streptophyta; Magnoliopsida; Brassicales; Brassicaceae.
AUGGGAAGAUCAACACUCUGGGAUUGGAAGACAAAGACGUUGGAUCUAAACCAGAGAUCACAACGAAGACUUGGAUCAAGACAGGAUCAAGAACGAUCGAGCAGAAGUGAAGAUACAACAAGAUUGUCCAGGUGGGACGAUCAUUGUACGAACAUGGGAAGAGUCAACAGGACGACGAAAUAUCAAAGUUCUCCAAAUCAAGAAGAGAAGAGUUUGGACGACAUAAGAGACCAUUCUAAGAAGUUUGGUCGAAGCAGAAUGCAAAUCGGACGAGCAGAUUGA